AUGCCUGCUGUGAAUAUCCUCAAGUUUGGCGUGGGUUCGCCAUCAGACGUCACACCCGUCGAUGAGCUGCGCAAAGCUGGCUAUGAUCCAUCUCAAGUCAUUGGGCUGAUUGGCAAAUCUGAAGGCAAUGGCUGCGUAAACGACUUCUCGCGGGCGCUAAGCGCCAUGGUCUGGGAGCCACUACUACCCAGAGACGCCGUGACGGUCUUUUCGGGCGGGACCGAGGGGGUCCUGAGCCCACACGUGACGUUUCUCGUCAGGGAGCACGACGGCCGCAACACGGGCAUGCUGGAGCCGCACGAGGUCGGCACCGUCGAGCAGGCGCGCGAGGUGUCACGGACCGUGUCGAAGCUGGUGGACGAGCUCGAGUCGUCUAGCAACGCCGUCCACCUCGUCAUUGUCAAGGGCCCGCUGCUCACGGAUGCCAAGAUCCAGGCGAUUCGCGACAGUGGUGGUACGCCGCCCACGUCUGAUGUUCACCAGUCCCUCGGCAUGUCGAGAUAUGCGAGCGCAGUAGGUGUUGCCGUGGCGCUGGGAGAGGUGGCCGAGGAAGAGGCCGAAAGUGCCAUCAAAUCGGGAGCGGCAUGGAGUGCAGCGGCAUCGUGCACAUCAGGCGCGGAGCUGGAGGAUUGCCAUAUUCUGGUCUUGGCGUCGGCUCCCGAACCCGGCAGACUCCGAGCCAUCUCGACAUUCAUGGAAGAUGCCAUUGACGGCAGAGCCGUAGUAGAGGCGCUGGGAGAAGUCAACCGCGACGGUGGUCACGUCUUGCAGGUCUUUGCCAAGGCCGAGGCUGAUCCACGGGGCGAGAUUAGAGGCAAAAGACAUACGAUGAAUACGGAUAGCGACAUACAAAGCACUCGUCACGCGCGAGCGGCAGUCGGAGGCUUGAUUGCAGGGUUGGUUGGUGAUACACAGAUGUAUUCAAUGUGGGGAAUGUUCGCUUGA
Pestalotiopsis fici W106-1 is the source of this 945-nucleotide messenger RNA. RefSeq lists its product as uncharacterized. Bases 1 to 945 code for a protein of 314 amino acids. Lineage: Eukaryota; Fungi; Ascomycota; Sordariomycetes; Amphisphaeriales; Sporocadaceae. The record is from RefSeq and is a predicted model, not a curated record. Gene Ontology annotation, molecular function: hydrolase activity, acting on carbon-nitrogen (but not peptide) bonds, in cyclic amides. The transcript is spliced from 3 exons.